AUGUACCAAAGUGAUGAAACUGAUAAUGAACAAGCCUCUCUUGUCUCAUCGCAGUCGAUGAAACCCUCUCCGGAUACAUUAACGAAACUCGUGAAGCGUCUCAGGGCACUAGUAACGAAGUUGCUUCCAGUAGAAGUUGAUUACAAAAGCAUCAAUGAUCCAACAAGCAGGGUUAUCACUCCCAACGUCAUAUCUGCUUUCUUAGACGCAGCAGGUGAUCUUGGCGAAGCGCUCCCAUACUGUUUGCUUCGUGCUCACGCUGAUUUCAAGAGAGAGGCAUAUCUCAACCCUGCAGAUUUUGGCGAAAACACAGGAAGAGCUGUGGCAUGUGAAGUCCUGGCUCGUCGCAUUGUUCAUCAGAAUCCAUCUGAGAAGAUUAAAUCUCUCAUGUCUACUCGGUAUAGGCAUCGUGAGCCUGAUGGUGAUAUCAGCGAGGCCUCGAGUGCUCUCGAAAUUGCCAUUGACACCCACUGCACUAUAUUUUUGUCUUCUACCGAAGCGCAGAAUGUUGUCAGGGCUUUAUGGGACGGAGAGCUUGUCCAGACGCUAACAGAUCAGGACGAUAUUCAGUAUGUAUCUUACCACGAAUCGCGGCAAGCCGGGUUUUGGGGUCACAUGAACCCUUCACGCAUUUCCGUUCCUCGGUAUCAGAAUUUCCUUCGCAUUGUGAUUUGGUUUUUAUUUCUCGCUGUGUACUCUCAAGCCGUCCGUGAACCACUGGACCUACUUGACCCUAACCAUACGGUGCUUGAUGUCUGGGAAAUUGUACUCUAUACCAUGGGGCUGGCAUUCUCACUUGAAGACACACACAGGUUUUACAAACUAUUUAAAUAUGCAACCUACCGCGCCUUUGGAUUUUGGAACGCCGCUGCCUUAAUAACGGAUUCCUUAUUGCUGGCUGCAUGUUUGCUUCGCAUUGCUGGUCUUUGCACCACCGGAGACCAUUCCAACACUCUACGCUUAAGGAGCUUUCAAGUCUUGAGUUUCGUUGCCCCGUUCAUAUGGUUACUCAUUACAAUCUUUGAUGGUCACCAGUAUGUUGGAACGAUGCAAAUAUGCGUGUCUCGCAUGCUACAAGAAUCGGGCAUCUUCUUCGCGCUGUUAUCGGUGCUCGGGAUUGGAUUCUUGCAAGGUCUAUAUGCUCUAGAUGUUGCUGACGGUUCAAGCGAAGGUCCAUCACUUCUCGUCAAUGUCCUUGUUCAAGGCUUACUUCAGUCUCCCAACUAUGACAAGUUCUCGGGCAGCCCUGUUGGACUUACGUUAUACUAUCUCUGGAAUGUUGCAACAGCGAUUAUCCUGCUCAAUGUCCUCAUCUCUUUAUUCUCCUCAGCGUAUGCUGAAGUCGUCGAGGACGCUGAAGCAGAGUAUAUGACAUUCUUUGCAGGAAAAACUGUUGCCAUGAUCCGCGCCCCUGAUUCUUAUGUCUAUCCUGCACCAUUCAACCUAGUAGAGGUUUUCUUCGUAGCGCCUUUUGAAACAUUUGGCCUGCGACCCCAGCGAUAUGCAAAACUCAAUCGGGACAUUAUGAGCAUAAUUUUCUUUGUUCCGUUGACCUUCAUUGCGCUAUUUGAGACAUCAAUUGUGAAAAAAUCGUGGAUGACCAGCUGGCUGGGGCAAGACGACGAGGUGGACACUGAAAACCCUGAUCUUCUGGAUCCCGUAGUCGAGGGGCUAGACGCAGAUAACGGCUUGGAGAUCAGCAAGAUCCCUUUCGAUGAGCUUGUCAAGAGGUUCCCCAAUACGGAACAAUCAAUGGAAGCUACCAUUGUAAAGGAGAUUAAAGAAAUCCAGGCGAGGUUGGAGGUACUGACAACAAAAGUGGACCGCUUACACACCUCACACUAA
This is a messenger RNA of Suillus fuscotomentosus, 1845 nucleotides long. RefSeq lists its product as uncharacterized. The record is from RefSeq and is a predicted model, not a curated record. NCBI's taxonomy places the organism in Eukaryota, Fungi, Basidiomycota, Agaricomycetes, Boletales, Suillaceae. Bases 1 to 1845 code for a protein of 614 amino acids. The transcript has 23 exons.